Molecule: messenger RNA, 1131 nt
Organism: Octopus bimaculoides (California two-spot octopus)
Lineage: Eukaryota; Metazoa; Mollusca; Cephalopoda; Octopoda; Octopodidae
Source: RefSeq, a predicted model, not a curated record
AUGGAGUGUGUUAGUGGAUUAUCAACCAGUGUCUAUUCUCAUCCUACAGCAGAAAAUUCAAACGCGUCUAUGACAACACACGAAACCACAAGUCACACAAUUGAAUACUCAAGAGAUGCACUGUCAUCAUAUGAGAAAACAACCGCUAAUCCAACAGAUGGACAAAUAAGUACCUCAAAACAAUCUUCAACCGAUUCCAUAACUUCAAAUGUACUAACUGACGAUCCAUCAACAGAUGAAAUCACACGUCCCGCAACACAAUAUCUAACAGAUUCCACUUCACCAGAUGUAACAACUGAUACACUUUUAACACACAACACCACACAUCCCGCCACACAAUAUUCAAAUGGUUCCAUGUCAUCAGAUAUAACAACUGAUGCUACAUUAACACACAACACCACACAUCCCGCAAAACAAUAUUCAAAUAGUUCCAUGUCAUCAGAUAUAACAACUGAUGCUCCAUUAACACAUAACACCACACAUCCCGCCACACAAUAUUCAAAUGGUUCCAUGUCAUCAGAUGUAACAACUGAUGCUCCAUUAACACACAACACCACACAUCCCGCCACACAAUAUUCAAAUGAUGUAACAACUGAUGCUCCAUUAACACACAACACCACACAUCCCGCCACACAAGAUUCAAAUGGUUCCAUGUCAUCAGAUGUAACAACUGAUACUCCAUUAACACACAACACCAAACAUCCCACGACACAAUAUUCAAAUGGUUCCAUGUCAUCAGAUGUAACAACUGAUGCUCCAUUAACACACAACACCACACAUCCCGCCACACAAUAUUCAAAUGGUUCCAUGUCAUCAGAUGUAACAACUGAUGCUCCAUUAACACACAACACGACACAUCCCGCCACACAAUAUUCAAAUGGUUCCAUGUCAUCAGAUGUAACAACUGAUGCUCCAUUAACACACAACACCACACAUCCCGUCACACAAUAUUCAAAUGGUUCCAUGUCAUCAGAUGUAACAACUGAUGCUCCAUUAACACACAACACCACACAUCCCGUCAUACAAUAUUCAAAUGGUUCCAUGUCAUCACAUGUAACAAUUGAAGCUCCAUUAACACACAACAUCACACAUCCUGCCACACAAUAUUCAAAUGGUUCCAUGUCAUCAGAU